Messenger RNA from Pongo pygmaeus (Bornean orangutan), 1190 nucleotides. It is a transcript of the gene FAM3B, whose product is annotated as FAM3 metabolism regulating signaling molecule B. The transcript has 7 exons. The record is from RefSeq and is a predicted model, not a curated record. Lineage: Eukaryota; Metazoa; Chordata; Mammalia; Primates; Hominidae. Bases 479 to 1042 code for a protein of 187 amino acids.
GAGGACCCAUGGCCUCAGACAGUGGACAUGGACUGCGAACUUGGACUGGGCUGGGCCUCUGCUUUGUCGUUUGAAAGGCUUGGGUCGUGCUUCCCUUUCCUCUUGGGAGACAUUAAAUGGGAGCCUAGGGGGCCAAAGCAUCAAGUGGCGCCGUUUCCUCCCUUCAGAGUCAACCUUGCUGGGCUUCUCCGGUCAGAUCAGCCCUGGCCCGGGGUCAGCCCGGCGGGGAACGGGUCCCCCCUCCGCCGGCGACCUCAGAGCUCCUGGGCACAGCCCCGCGCACCUGUCCCGCCCACGCCCGCCCCGCGCACCUGCCAGGUCCGCACCUGCCAUUUGCCCAACUGGCCGCGCACCCAGCUGGCCCGCCCCUGCCCGACACGACCGCUGCCCGCCCCUUGCCUUCCUGACCCAGGGGCUCCGCUGGCUGCGGUCGCCUGGGAGCUGCCUCCAGGGCCAGGAGGGGAGCGGCACCUGGAAGAUGCGCCCAUUGGCUGGUGCCCCAGUCCCCAAAAGGCAAAAAUGUGAUCACUGGACUCCCUGCCCAUCUGACACCUAUGCCUACAGGUUACUCAGCGGAGGUGGCAGAAACAAGUACGCUAAAAUCUGCUUUGAGGAUAACCUGCUUAUGGGAGAACAGCUGGGAAAUGUUGCCAGAGGAAUAAACAUUGCCAUUGUCAACUAUGUAACUGGGAAUGUGACAGCAACACGAUGUUUUGAUAUGUAUGAAGGCGAUAACUCUGGACCGAUGACAAAGUUUAUUCAGAGUGCUCCUCCAAAAUCCCUGCUCUUCAUGGUGACCUAUGACGACGGAAGCACAAGACUGAAUAACGAUGCCAAGAAUGCCAUAGAAGCACUUGGAAGUAAAGAAAUCAGGAACAUGAAAUUCAGGUCUAGCUGGGUAUUUAUUGCAGCAAAAGGCUUGGAACUCCCUUCCAAAAUUCAGAGAGAAAAGAUCAACCACUCUGAUGCUAAGAACAACAGAUAUUCUGGCUGGCCUGCAGAGAUCCAGAUAGAAGGCUGCAUACCCAAAGAUCCAAGCUGACACUGCAGGGUCCUGAGUAAAUGUGUUCUAUAUAAACAAAUGCAGCUGGAAUCGCUCAAGAAUCUUAUUUUUCUAAAUCCAACAGUCCAUAUUUGAUAAGUAUUUUGGAUUUGUUGUAAACCAAUGAACAUUUGCCAGUUGUAUCAAA